Molecule: messenger RNA, 1494 nt
Organism: Zingiber officinale
Lineage: Eukaryota; Viridiplantae; Streptophyta; Magnoliopsida; Zingiberales; Zingiberaceae
Exons: 8
Coding region: 25-1251 (408 amino acids)
Source: RefSeq, a predicted model, not a curated record
UCCAGGCUUAGUUGAACCGUAACGAUGGAGUCCAAACUACAACUCGUUCUCCAUGCGGUGCCCCACCGACCGCCGGCUAUUGCGGCGACGGGAUUCCUUUCACUUCUCCUCGUGUUCUGCGCCUCCUCCGGCCGGUUAGGCGGUUACUCAGCUCCCCCACUACCCUCUUUUUCCCGUCUCAUAAGUCGGUUCUUUUCCUUCACCUCCGCGGCUUUCACUUCCGCCCUAAUCCGACACCGCUGCUGCAGGCUCGGCGCAACACAACGGCCAAUGGAGGGCGGCGGCGAUUGGAAGAUCCUGAAGCAGGAGUUCACCUUCCCUGCGGGUGCCGCCCCUUUCAACAGCUGCCACGCUUCCACUAUCGUACAGGUCGACAAGGACAGCUUCCUGGUGGCCUACUUUGGUGGAUCGUACGAGGGUGCGCCCGAUGUGAAGAUCUGGCUGCAGAGAUACAGUGAAGGUUGCUGGGAGCCGCCAUUGAUAGCGGACGAGCAACCCCAAGUGCCGAUGUGGAAUCCUGUCUUGUUUCAGCUGCCCUCCCGUGAACUGUUGCUCUUCUACAAAAUUGGGCAGGAAGUCCAAAAAUGGAGCGGCUCCAUGAAGCGGUCAGUCGACGGCGGACUAACUUGGUCUAAGCGAGAACAACUCCCACCGGGGAUUCUCGGCCCAUCCAAGAACAAGCCAAUCUUGCUGGAAGAUGGUCGCCUUCUCUGUGGAUCAUCGGUGGAGAGUUGGAAUUCUUGGGGAGCAUGGAUGGAGGUCACAGAAGAUGCCGGUAGAUCAUGGAAGAAGUAUGGGCCUAUCUAUAUCGAAGGAGAAACGCUCAGUGUGAUUCAACCAGUGCCUUACGAGACUGCCAAAGGCACCCUCCGGCUGCUGCUGAGAUCCUUUGAGGGUAUUAACGUGGUUUGCAUGUCGGAGUCUGUCGAUGGAGGGCUGACUUGGAGCCACGCUUAUCCUACUCAUCUGCCUAAUCCAAAUUCAGGCAUUGACGGAGUGAAGCUGAGGGAUGGAAGAUUUGUUCUAGUAUACAACACUGUAUCAAGGGGUGUCCUCAAAGUCACCUCAUCGUUGGAUGAUGGUGAUUCCUGGGAUGAGAUUCUGACACUGGAGGAAGAUUUGGACAUGGAGUUUUCCUAUCCAGCAGUCAUACAGGCAAUGGACGGCUUAGUACAUGUCACAUACACCUACAACAGGACACAGAUUAAGCAUAUUGUACUCGAACCUGGUGAUGUUGUGAGGAGGCCAUGAGGGGUCUUAAGUAUUUACAGAGUACCAUUGUCAACUGCGAGUUUACUGGUUUUACCCUGUGAAACAGGAUUACUGGUUGUGUCUGCUAUAUCAGCCGAUCGCACAAUCUUCUGCAUGUAAAUGUAAUUUGUUCCUUCUUUUUUUUUCGUGUUUCUUUUAGGUUCAGAUUGUAAUUUUGAAGUUUGGUAAAUUCAAUAAUUGGAAGCAGUUGUUCAAUAAAACUUAAUGCUUUUUCAAGAAAAA